This is a messenger RNA of Glycine soja, 640 nucleotides long. Its product is annotated as germin-like protein subfamily 2 member 4. Gene Ontology annotation, biological process: regulation of root development; plasmodesmata-mediated intercellular transport. The record is from RefSeq and is a predicted model, not a curated record. The transcript is spliced from 2 exons. NCBI's taxonomy places the organism in Eukaryota, Viridiplantae, Streptophyta, Magnoliopsida, Fabales, Fabaceae. Gene Ontology annotation, molecular function: manganese ion binding. Gene Ontology annotation, cellular component: cell wall; plasmodesma. Bases 1 to 462 code for a protein of 153 amino acids.
AUGGACUUGUCGAAGUGCCAAUCCAUUCUCCAAGGUUGUUCAGAUUUGCAACAUAUAUACCAAUUACUUGUGGGGGUGUCUUUCUCAAGAAUAGACUACAAAGCUGGGGGACUUAACCCACCUCACACACACCCUCGUGCCACUGAGAUUGUGUUUGUGUUGGACGGUGAAUUAGAUGUUGGAUUUAUCUCCACAUCCAACAAACUCAUCUCAAAGUCUAUUAAGAACGGUGAAAUCUUUGUGUUCCCAAAAGGUUUGGUGCACUAUCAGAAGAACAAUGGUGAUAAGCCUGCUUCUGUGCUUUCUGCCUUCGACAGCCAACUCCCUGGCACAGUGUCCAUAGCUGCAGCUCUUAUCACUUCAACACCAACUGUGCCUGAUAAUGUUCUUGCUCAGGCUUUCCAGAUUGAUACUACGAAGGUUGAUGAUAUCAAGGCCAAGCUUGCUCCAAAGAAGACUUAAUUUAAGUUGAGCUUAAUGAUAUUCAAGAGAGAGCAAGAUUCAGUCUUAUAAGUCUACUUUCUCUAUAGUUUUUCCUAUAAUUCUUGAAGGGUUAUGACUCAUUGUAUCAGUAUCACUUAUGGUGUUGCAUUUUGCUCCUUGAUGUGGCAUCGAGUAUAAUAAUAUAAUUGUAUCUCGG